Hevea brasiliensis (rubber tree) is the source of this 1860-nucleotide messenger RNA. RefSeq lists its product as uncharacterized. The record is from RefSeq and is a predicted model, not a curated record. The transcript is spliced from 3 exons. The coding region runs from base 1 to 1860 and encodes 619 amino acids. Gene Ontology annotation, molecular function: nucleic acid binding. NCBI's taxonomy places the organism in Eukaryota, Viridiplantae, Streptophyta, Magnoliopsida, Malpighiales, Euphorbiaceae.
AUGAUAGUGAGGGCAUUUGAUUAUACAAAGAGAGAUGUAUUGGGAGACAUUGAGUUGCCACUUCUCAUUGAGGCAUGCACUUUUAAUGUUACAUUCCAGGUGAUGGAUAUUGAACCAGCACACACUAUGCUAUUAGGAAGACCCUGGAUCCAUUCAGCUAAUGCAAUGCCUUCAACUCUGCACCAAAGGAUCAAAUAUGUCAUGGAUGGUAAAAUCAUCACAGUGAGAGGAGAGGAAGCCAUGCUGGUUACCAAGCCCCAAUCAGUUCCUUAUGUAGAGGCAGCUGAGAGAUCCUUGGAGAGUUCAUUUAAAGCAUUGGAAUUGCAAGGAACCACUUUGAAUGAUGGGGGAGCCGCAGCCAUGGUCACAAAAGUGAUGCUGAGAAAUGGUUAUAAGGAAGGCAAGGGAUUAGGUGCCACAUUACGAGGGAUUAUUGAUCCUAUAUUGGCUACUCAAAGAAAUGGCCACUCUGGGUUAGGAUAUGAGGAGGAUGCUCUAACUAAUGGAAGGUUCUGGAUGAGAAACAUGCUCCGAGAUCAGAGAUUUGAUAGAUCACUUGGGAAGAUGAAGAGCAUCUCGAAAAUUGUAGAUGUUUUUACUAGGCCAAUCAUUGAAAUUAUAAAAGAAGAGGAUGGAGAAUCUUCCUUAGAGCUGUCUAUCAAUGUCCUACAGCCGAAUCCUAUACUCGAGAUGCUAAUUUUGCCAAUUGUAGAGGGCCAAGAGCUAUAUAACUGGGAAGCCGAGGAUAUCCCUAUGCUAUUUUUCGAGACUACUGAUCAAUCAAGAAAUAAUAAUUCAAUUGACUCUGAAAUUCCCUAUGUUAACUUUAAAAGUCCCAUGGUUGCCACUGACACAAGUGAUUCCGAAGAAGAGUCUAUGAAAGAGCAAAUGGAUGUAAAUGAACCCACUCUGGUGCCCUAUGGAGAUGAAAUGAGCACCUUAAAUUUAGGGAUUGAAGAGAAUAAAAAGGAGCUCAAGAUUGUAAAUAAUAAAGAGUUAGAGGGCAUGAUCCAACUGCUAAAGGAGUUCAUUGACGUGGUAAAGUAUCCCGAGUGGAUAGCUAAUGUCAUCUCGGUAAUGAAGAAGGAUGGUAGGGUAAGAGUGUGUGUCGACUAUAAGGAACUCAAUAAGGUGAGUUUGAAAGAUGAUUUUCCUCUCCCACAUAUAGACAUGCUAAUAGAUAACAUAGUAGGAUUAGGGAGAUGCUCAUGCACUGAUGGAGCCUCAGGAUAUAAUCAAAUCUUAAUGGAUGAAGGUGACAAGGAGAAGACUGCCUUCAUCACCCAGUGGGGAGUAUUUUGCUACCGAGUAAUGCCCUUUGGAUUAAAGAAUACUGGAGCUACCUAUCAACGUGCCAUGCUCACAUUAUUCCAUGACAUGAUGUAUAAAGAAGUAGAAGUCUAUGUGGAUGAUAUGAUCAUUAAGUCCAGAGGAACUAAAAGCCAUGUACAGUUGUUAAGAAUGGUAUUCGAAAGGUUCAGAAAGUAUCGACUAAAACUGAACCCGAUAAAAUGUGUGUUUGGAGCAAGAUCGGGAAAGCUGUUGGGGUUUAUAGUCAGUGAGAAAGGAAUAGAAGUAGACCUAGACAAGAUUCAAGCCAUUCAAGAAAUGCCAUCCCUAAAGAGAAAAAGGGAUGUGCAUAGUUUCUUGGGAAAAUUGAAUUAUAUUUCAAGAUUUAUUUCUAAUCUCACCACUAAGGCUGAACCCAUUUUCAAAUUGCUCAAGAAGAACAAUACUGUGAAGUGGGAUGAAGCUUGUCAAGAAGCCUUCAAAAAGAUUAAGCAGUAUUUAUCAAGCCCAACUUUAUUAGUUCCUCCAGUGACGGGCAGGCCAUUAAUUUUGUACAUGGUAGUUCAGUAG